Molecule: messenger RNA, 967 nt
Organism: Exaiptasia diaphana
Lineage: Eukaryota; Metazoa; Cnidaria; Anthozoa; Actiniaria; Aiptasiidae
Product: ryncolin-2
Exons: 4
Coding region: 45-884 (279 amino acids)
Source: RefSeq, a predicted model, not a curated record
AUCACAGUGGCGAAAGGAAGCUUAUUAACUGAGACAAAAGAAAAAUGAAGGUUUACAUGCUCUUUGCGCUCCUCCAGUUGUCCAUGGUAGAGCAAAAAUUUCAAGCAGCUAGCGCAGUAACUGUUAAUAACUACAUUAGUGUCGGUGGAAGUAACUCGACUCUUCUGGUGAAGCUGAUGAGAUCUUUGCUUUCAGAGCUGAAAAAGACCAAUGUCGGUACAUGUCCCAAGGUUGCCAAGAACUGUUACGAUGUUCUACAAUGUGGUGGGAAACAAAGCGGUGUGUAUUCUGUGAACCCUGACGGAAAAGGAGAAUUCCAGGUGUACUGUGACCAAAAAACUUCAGGAGGGGGGUGGACAGUUAUCCAGAAAAGAAAAGACGGCUCGGUAGACUUUUACCGUGGUUGGAAUGAUUACAAAAACGGUUUCGGAGACCUAAAAGGAGAGUUCUGGCUUGGUCUCGAUAAAAUUAACCGACUGACCCAUCAAGUUAAAAACCGUCUUCGUGUUGAUCUGGAGGAUACCAAAGGAAAGGGCGCGUAUGCCGAGUACGACUACUUUGCUGUAGCUAGUGAACAAAGCAAGUACAAGCUUGGCAUUGGGACCUACUCAGGUACAGCUGGUGAUUCAUUGUCUGGUCAUCGUAACUUUGCUUUCUCCACCAAAGACCAGGAUAAUGACGCGAAUAGCGGCAGCUGUGCCGUGUUGUAUAAAGGUGCUUGGUGGUAUACCAGUUGUCACGGCUCCAACCUCAAUGGCCUGUACCAUCACGGUCAGCACAAAUCAUAUGCUGAUGGUGUUAACUGGUCUGCCUGGAAAGGUCACAACUAUUCAGCUAAGAAGGCCGAGAUGAAAAUUAAGCCCGCCAACAUAAAACGUAAAUAGUUUUGAUGAAGCUCGCAACAUUUUACGGCUAUUAUGAACAAGUAGAAUCGAAAGUAGAAAUAAAAGAACUGAGUAAAACACAA